AUGGGCAUAACAGACGACGAGGGCCUCAGGGCGGCACUGGCGGCGGCAAAGGAGGCCGAGGCGGCGCUCGCGACCAACGAGGUGUUCAAGGCGCAGCGCGACAAGGCCCAGUUUGAGUCGUACGCGGCGGCCGCCAAGCUGCUGCAGCGGGCGGGGCAGAUCCGCGCGGAGCUGAGGGGGUCCGCCCUGGAGAAAUUCAGGUGGGUUGAGUGA
Molecule: messenger RNA, 213 nt
Organism: Monoraphidium neglectum
Lineage: Eukaryota; Viridiplantae; Chlorophyta; Chlorophyceae; Sphaeropleales; Selenastraceae
Exons: 2
Coding region: 1-213 (70 amino acids)
Source: RefSeq, a predicted model, not a curated record